CGUAUUGAGUUAACAUAUCACUGUGGAAACAUAUCUAUCUUUCAGUGCUUCUAAUGUUAAAUAACAUAUUUUUGUUACCGAAGGUGUCCAGCAAGCUAUGAGCGGGCGCAGGUAGUCGGAUGGCCGCAUGGGCAGCCUACCGGACCUGACGGAACGCACGCGGCACUGCCGGCCCGCCGCGCGCACCGUCUCCGACCCGCACAGGCACCGCACUGUUGUUCCGCAGAUACCAGUGAGCACAAUUUACAAGAAAGAGUGGCCAUGGAGAAAGACCAAAACACAAUUAAAAAUGCCGGCUGUAAAUGCGAACAGACGACGGGAGUCAGCCGCGUCCUCUCUCGGGGCCGCCUCCGUGCGCCGCCUCAUCACACGACAGCCACAGAAGAUACCAAAGCUCAUCAUCACACGGUUCACGCUCCUCUGUAUAGCCAGUGGCCUAUGUUCUACGGCCAUACUUCCCUUCACAGCAUACGCAGGGGCAGAAGCGGGAGCCAUGCCCCUCGCCGUAAUGCACACAGUCGCUGCUAUAGCGGCUCCGUUCUCUCCAUUAAUUCUUCAAAAAACCGGCACAAGACACGUGAUCACUCUGUCACAUGUUCUAGUGUGCGUUCUCUUAGUUGCACACACGAUCGCCACACCGCUGUCAAUUCUACUAUUCCUAUACGCAAUUUGUGGCGUGAUGCUGUCUCCUAUGGAGCUAGCAUUAGCAGCAUCAGCUACGUCUUUCGCUCAAGCGGCAGGCGAUGAGAGUAGACGAAAGAUUGCAUUGCGAAGAGCGUUGAGAGCUCUGCGAGCAACGCAGGAUGUAGGGCUGGUCAUUGGAUCACUGAUGCUCGGUGGAGCGUUGCUUAUUUGGCCAGAAGAUCUAAUGCCGCUACUACAGUUACCAGCUAACACGAUGCAAAACUUUUCAACACCAGGGUGGCCGCCGUCUGAAGAUGAUUUGGUUGAAGAAGAUAUAGAGGAGCGAACAUGUGGGGCGUCUGGCUGUCCUGACGUGCAGUCCCUAGUUGGUACAGCACUAAGCGCGGAGGGCCGCAGAGUGGUGGUGGCGGUGUGGGCCGGGCUGGCACUGGCGGCCGCGUUCCUGGCCCUCUACGGGGCUGCCUCUACGCCCUCCCCGCCGCCGGACGCAAGGUCCGUGCUGAGGGACCCAAGGUCGCUGCUCGGCGCGCCGAUGGGCCUCUUCAUUGGGUUGCAACAGGGUUUUAUUUAUACGUCUUAUAUUAAGUGGUAUGGUGUAUGUGUCGGCGGGUGGAGUGAAGCGUGGCGCGCGCUAUGUGGUGCCGGAGCACUGCAAGCGCUUGCUGCGGCCACGCUCAGCAUGGCAGCGGCUCGAGGACGGCGCGGGGCCCUCGCUGCGGGCGGUGCAGCAGCGCACGCGUCGCUGCUGCUAGCUCUGCUGCGCUGGAGGGCGGCAAGGACAGACUUGGCGCUGCCCACGGUUGCUGCGGCCGCGUGGGGCGCUUGUGCUGCCUUGUGGGAUGUGUUGCAGAGCGGCAUAUGCGUGGGAGGGCCCGGCUGGCGCGGCCCCUGGUCGUUCACGCUCACAGCGCGCCACGCCGGCCUGGCCCUAGCAUGCGGUGCGCGGCAGUUCCUUUGUGUGCGCACACAACUCGCCGUGCUCGCGCUGGCCCUGUUAACUGCGCUGACGUCACACGGAGCCUUGGAGCUGCGACUCAGACGGGACCUCCGGCAUAGGUCCUGACGAUAUGCACAUAGCAGCGAUAGAGAGGACAUCGCGUUCCAUGUUAUCGCUUGAUACACUAAAUACUGAACGGUUCAGUAAUACUGAAGAGGUUACAUUGCAUUUGUGAGAGAUGGAACUUUAUUGUAGUGAGAUUAUUUGAUGGAUAAGCAGGCGGUGGAGGUGCACAAAAAACUGUUAUAUCAAAUACAUUAAUUCAAGCUGAAGGCUAUGUGUAAUGUGAUGUACAUUGUACAUAUAAAUGUAAAAUAAUUUUUGAACUAUUUCUCCGACUUCAUUUCGAGACUGACUGUGUGGGUGUGUAGUUGAAAUCAGAAAGUGCAAGAAAAAAGCAAAUAGGUGUAACUAUUUUCUAUAGAAUAAGAUCCCAAUGUACUUAGAUCUGAAAGUAAUUGUACGAGUGUAUAUUUUUUCUAAAAUCUUUACUGCUUCAUUCUUCCACUUUCAUACAUUCCACAGGCACAUUGAGAUCUAUAUCAAGCAUUAAGUUAAGGCGCGCGUCUAUUUAUUACGAAAAUGUUGUCAAGUGUAUAUGCGGCCUUUUAUCUCUCUUCUACUUUAUGCCCCGAACAGGGUGUACUUCUAAGCGCUGUGAAUGUUUAAUGUUAGAUAUACACAAUCUAUGUACUUAAUUAAGAUUAAAUGUAGGUUUUGUAAUAAUUUAUUCUAAUACUUCUACUAUCUCAAUCAUAUUUUUUAAUUCGAUUCUUCAAUAGAUGUAAUAUAGUGUAAGUUUUUAAUGUGAAAUUGUUGAAAUUAUGCAAGUGGGUGGUGUUUGUGACCCUUUCUGACCCCGUUAUAAAUAUGUCAAAUGUUUAGAUUGGUACAGAGAAUAAAUAUUGAUUGUUGGUUGUUAA
Molecule: messenger RNA, 2565 nt
Organism: Colias croceus (clouded yellow)
Lineage: Eukaryota; Metazoa; Arthropoda; Insecta; Lepidoptera; Pieridae
Exons: 6
Coding region: 128-1708 (526 amino acids)
Biological process (GO): regulation of potassium ion transport; regulation of muscle contraction
Cellular component (GO): striated muscle dense body; plasma membrane
Molecular function (GO): potassium channel regulator activity
Source: RefSeq, a predicted model, not a curated record